Molecule: messenger RNA, 2055 nt
Organism: Babjeviella inositovora NRRL Y-12698
Lineage: Eukaryota; Fungi; Ascomycota; Pichiomycetes; Serinales
Product: FMN-dependent alpha-hydroxy acid dehydrogenase
Exons: 1
Coding region: 384-1871 (495 amino acids)
Biological process (GO): lactate metabolic process
Molecular function (GO): heme binding; L-lactate dehydrogenase (cytochrome) activity
Source: RefSeq, a predicted model, not a curated record
CGAAAAUUAAGUACUAUACGACGUCCGUACAAUAAUACUAUGCAUGAAUUGAAACCAUCUGGCCGCACAACAGUUAAGCAAACCUGUAGCCAAUAACAGCUCAUUGAUAUUGCUUACGCCUGGCCAUAUGACCCGAAACGAUCACUCUACCCACAAUACUCAUAGCACUCUACAAACUACCUAGUAGGUAACAUUUAUCGGUUUAAUGUUAAAGUACAUUCGGAGACCUGCCUGUAUCGUACUAAGUGAAUCAGUCAGUCCGGUCACGUGUGUACCCCGCAUUCCUUUUCCCCUCGUUGCCUAUCCUUGACCUCUACUAUACUUCACGCCUAUUCUUCCUUUUUUACUCUUCUUCACUCUUCUUUCCACACUUUCAUAUUCCAAUGCCUUCGCUUUUGGAAAUAGCUGAACACAACACCCAUGACGACUGCUGGGUUGUCAUUCAUGGAAAGGCGUAUGACGUGACGGGGUUCCUCGACGAGCACCCGGGCGGCUCCGCCAUCAUCAUGAAGUUUGCAGGGAAGGAUGCGACCAAGAAGUUCGACCCGAUCCACCCACCAGACACUUUGGACAAGUUUUUAUCACCUGAAUGCUACAUGGGCGAGGUUGAGGACGAGGCAGAGGAAGAGGAGGAGGAGGAACUCACAGAGGAGGAGCUCGCGCGCGCGGAGAUGGUAACACGCAAGCCGUCACUCGAUGCGAUCUACAAUUUGACGGAUUUCGAACACGUUGCGCGCCACACGAUGGACCCAACAGCCUGGGCGUAUUAUUCCUCCGGCAGUGACGACGAAAUAACAAUGCGCGAGAACCGCAACGCGUACCAGCGCAUUUUCUUCCGGCCACGCAUCAUGGUGGAUGUCUCUAAGAUCGACAUGUCCACCACAAUGCUUGGCUGCAAGACCAGUGUUCCAUUUUACAUCACCGCCACAGCGUUGGGCAAGCUCGGACACCCGGACGGUGAGACGGUCUUGACGCGUGCGGCGGGGAAAGAGGGCGUGAUCCAGAUGAUCCCGACGCUCGCGUCGUGCGCGUUUGAUGAGAUAGUGGACGCAGCGGAUGGGACCCAGACGCAGUGGUUCCAGUUGUACGUCAACGCGGACCGUGCGGUGUGCCGCAAGUUGGUGGAGCACGCGGAGGCGCGCGGUGUGCGCGGCUUGUUCAUCACAGUCGAUGCGCCACAGCUCGGCCGUCGCGAAAAGGACAUGCGUUCCAAGCACUUUGAGGAAACGACAGAUGUUCAGCAGGAGGAGGAAGAAGAGGAGAAAAUUGACCGCCUGCAGGGCGCUGCGCGCGCCAUCAGCUCGUUCAUCGAUACAUCUCUUAGUUGGAAGGAUGUUGCGUGGUUCCGCUCUAUCACCAAGAUGCCGAUCUUGUUGAAAGGGGUCCAGUCAGUUGACGAUGCGCUUUUGGCGGCGGAGCACGGCUGCGACGGGAUUGUGUUGUCGAACCACGGCGGGCGCCAGUUGGAGUUUGCGCCGUCCGCGAUUGAGAUCUUGACCGAGGUCAUGCCUGCGUUACGCGCGCGCGGCGUCGAUACGAACAAGUUCCAGGUGUAUGUGGAUGGUGGGGUCAGAAGGGGCUCGGAUAUUAUCAAGGCAAUUUGUUUGGGGGCAAAGGGCGUUGGUUUGGGCCGGCUGUUCCUCUACGCGAUGAGCACUUACGGGGAACAGGGGGUCAGAAAGGCGAUUAACAUCUUGCAGGACGAGAUCGAAAUGAACAUGCGGUUGUUGGGGGUAACGAGCAUUGCGCAGCUAAGCGAGAAGUAUGUGGAUGUGUUGGGGUUGAAGAACGGCAGGGGAGUACCAGAGGAUUAUUUGUUUAGGGAGGUGUACCAGCCGAUGGCAUUGCCAAGGUUCAAGUCGAAGCUUUAGGACGUCAAGGAAGAAAUUGCUUUGUGAAAACUCGGGAGGUUCAAGGGCAGAGGCCAUGAUAUCCGCGGGAAGAUUAAUUAUAGGAUGUGCUUGUGGUACUGAUCUUCCCGUCACUUAGUUCCUUUCUCGAGCCAUUUUCUUGCUCCUGCUUUUUUGGUAUUUACUCUGAAAACUCCUUUUUUUU